This is a messenger RNA of Cantharellus anzutake, 870 nucleotides long. RefSeq lists its product as uncharacterized. The record is from RefSeq and is a predicted model, not a curated record. Bases 65 to 556 code for a protein of 163 amino acids. NCBI's taxonomy places the organism in Eukaryota, Fungi, Basidiomycota, Agaricomycetes, Cantharellales, Hydnaceae. The transcript is spliced from 3 exons.
CCACACUCGCUCCCGAGGUGAACCCUAAGUUGCACAGGAAUUUGCAUCGUGUCAGAAUAGAAAUAUGGUAUCCCCAAGCGCCAUUCAGGUCGCCAUCAAGACGCGUCGCACAUCGGUUCAUUUCACGGCAUCCCUUGCGUCAACCUUACAAGAUCUCAAGCACGAGACACUCUCAGCUUUAUCUCAGUUCAGUACUCUGGAGGAUAAUCUUCCCUCGAUUACAUCCAUUGAUGACUUCGAGCUCCAUCGGAAAGAAGUUCAACCGGGUCCGCGAGGCGUGCCACCUACCGUGCGAUACGUUCCAUUAGAAGACGAUAAAACAGUGAAGCAGUUGGGGCUUUCAAACUGGGAAGUAUUAUAUGUGCGGUAUAAGGAUGAAUCAGGUUCGCCUUUGUGCUUCGUGACAGACUUCGAGCUCGUGCCAUUCAUUCCCCGCUCAACAAAUAUGUCCCUCUUAGAUAUCGAUGUCACAGAGGCACUCCUGGAAGAUGAAGAGGAAGAUUCGGGUCGAGGCUCGCAGUCGAAAACAGCCGGAAACGAGAAUAUCACCCUAUAGAGCACCCCACCCCGGACGCGUGUCGGGUAUUGUGCAAAUGACCAGUAAAUCGCAAACGCCAGAUACUGUUCGUUUUGAAGCUCUCUGGCGCAACAUGGUUGUCCUACAUCACGAGUUCUCCAGCUUCAGAUUUUAAGGCCCGAAAAAAAAAGCAACCGAUACUCACAGACUGCCCUCUUCGACUCCCUGUUAAUCUCUUAUCACGAUCCAUCAUCAUCUCGUCCCAUGAUUCCAGGUUGUAACGAGGGGGCUGAUACGAAUUAAAAAGAAUUACUCAUUAUGUCAUGGACUUAUCAGAGAAGUAAUGAGACAUG